Messenger RNA from Solea solea (common sole), 6005 nucleotides. It is a transcript of the gene aff4, whose product is annotated as AF4/FMR2 family, member 4. The transcript has 21 exons. The record is from RefSeq and is a predicted model, not a curated record. NCBI's taxonomy places the organism in Eukaryota, Metazoa, Chordata, Actinopteri, Pleuronectiformes, Soleidae. Gene Ontology annotation, biological process: regulation of gene expression. Gene Ontology annotation, cellular component: super elongation complex; nucleus. Bases 285 to 3773 code for a protein of 1162 amino acids.
CCUGCUGGCUACUUAACUUAGCUAGCUGCCUUACCUAUCAGUCACUUCUGUUACGGAUAAAUUAAAUGAACGAUAGACAAAAAAUGAUCCCCUUUUGCUCUCCGCCUGACUUGCAGUCGCGUUUCAAGCAAAACACGGAGACCGUCCACCUAGUUUUAGUAUUUUAGCUGUUACGGCGUCUUGCCGAGUCCAUUUUGCGUGUAACUGGAAGUGGAAAAAGACAAAGAGAAAGGAGCUUUCCAAUAGCUAGAAUGGUUUGGGCCUAAAGGGAAGACAAGAGCAACAUGAACCGUGAGGACCGGAAUGUGCUCCGAAUGAAAGAAAGAGAAAGGAGAAAUCAAGAAAUCCAGCAGGGAGGAGGAGAGGCCUUUCCAGCAAAUUCCCCUCUCUUCCCUGAACCCUACAAAGUGUCCAGCAAGGAAGAUAAACUGUCCAGCCGUAUUCAAAGCAUGCUGGGCAAUUACGACGAGAUGAAAGAACCGAUUGGUGACACACUUCCAAAGCUUGGUGGUAAACCUUCUAACAGCUCGUCUUCCUCUGAGGAGAAAUCAGGCCCACCUUUGUUUGGCGGGGACCAGCGUGGUGUCAAUAGUGGUGGCAGUGGCCAGAACAGUAAGUGGACUCCUGUUGGUCCCGCAGCAGGUGGAUCUUCAUCCCAAUCCCAGAAACGCUCAGGACUCCAGGGUGGGCACAGCAGCCAGAGGAACAACGGGGGCAGUAGCAGUAGCAGCAGCAGCAGCGUUAGCCAAAGACACGGAGGGGAGGUGCGGGAAAAGAAAUCGAGUAAACACAGUGGAGGGUCUGACCACUCAAAGACACACACGUCAAGUCCAGCCAAGGGCUCGCUGAGUUCCUCCAGCAGCAACAGCCACUCACGGAACUCCUUGUCUGCUGAGCAGCACCAUAGCAAAGAGCGCUACCGCUCCAAGUCUCCACGAGACAGAGAGGCCAACUGGGACUCACCCUCGCGGGUUCACCCCUCAUUCACGAGUGGACAGCACUCGAGUCAGGCCUUUCCCCCAUCUCUCAUGUCCAAACCUGGCUCCAUGCUGCAGAAGCCCACAGCCUACGUGCGUCCUAUGGACGGCCAGGAAACUGCAGAACCCAAGAGUUCACAAGCAGAGAGCUACAGUGGCCAGUCGCACAGCAGCACUAUGGGAGAGAUGAAGUCAAAUGGCAAAGCCUCGCUUUCUAAACUGAAGAUCCCUUCUCAGCCUGUGGAGGGCUCCGGCGAUGCCAACUGUGUCGAUGAAAUUCUUAAGGAAAUGACUCAGUCCUGGCCUCCUCCACUGACAGCCAUCCACACCCCCUGCAAAACAGAGCCCUCCAAGUUUCCAUUCCCUACCAAGGACUCUCAUCCUUUUCCAAGUGGACACAAGCGAGGCAGUUCUUCCAAGAGCUCCAGCAGCCACCAGUCCAAAGCUUGCGAUGACCAACCCACUAUGCUCGAAGAUGACCUGAAGCUGAGCAGCAGUGAAGAUAGUGAUGUAGAACAGGACCCUGCCAAGAAUGCCUCAAGGAACACGUCAGCAAGCAAUAACAGUGAAGGAGCGGAGCAGUCACGGGACGACUCCAGCAGCCACAGCGGUUCAGAGAGCAGCUCGGGCUCAGACAGCGAGAGCGAAAGCAGCACGACAGACAGUGAAGCCAACGAGCCCCCGCGGCCCGCCUCUCCUGAACCUGAACAACCCAUGGCCAAUAAGUGGCAGCUGGACAACUGGUUCAAGAAAGCCAAGCAGUGCUCCCCAGCUUCCCCAGUGGACAACAAUAAUGUUCCAACAAAGUGCAAGAAAGAGGGCAGGGACAAUGGCUCAGGGCGUGGCUAUGGCAGCCAGGGAGGCGGUUCAAAAGACUCAGUAGCACCUACACCCAGCAGGGACCUACGGGCGGCACAAAAAGGUGCAGAGGGGGGCCGUGGUCGGCAAAAAUCCCCCGCCCAGAGUGAGGGUGGCGCAAAUCCGCGCAUUCGUGUGGGUAAAAAACAGCCCAAAAAAUCUGAGAAGCCCCCAGUGGUGGAGGAACCCAAGGGAGGCUUGCGAGUGGAGAGCGAGCCAGCUCCUGAGAUACCCCCCCAUCGGCCCAAAGCUGCUACCAAGGGUUCCCGCAAACCAAGUAUCAAAAAAGAGCCCAAAUCCUCGCCAAGGCCCACCACGGCUGCAGUCACCAGCACUGUAGAUAAACGGAAGCCCAAGGCACCGACCAAGACCUCGCAGCAGAAGUCUCGUGAGUUUGUCGACACGGACUCGUCGUCGUCGGACUCUGAGGGGAAUGACAGCAUCCCGUCGUCGUCGCAGACGCCCAAGUACACAGAGAGCAUCAGAACGCCGGUGUGUGUGUUUUCUCCAAUGGAGGAAAAAGAGCUGUUGUCUCCACUGAGUGACCCUGAGGAGCGCUACCCUGCGCGGCAGCCACAGCAGCAGAUUUUAUUAGUGAAAAUAGAUCUCAGUUUGCUGUCGAGGAUCCCAGGGCGGCCGUACAAGGAGCCCGCAGAGAUAAAAGUGGAGAGGGACGACUCUCUUGACAGGGACAGCAAAGACUUCAGCAAGCAGACCGAGAAGAGUUCUAGCAAGGCCAAGAGGAAACACAAGACUGAAGAAGAAGGCGGCACCAAGCCAGAGAGCAAGCGAUGCAAGCUUGAGGAUAAAACUGUCUCUCAUCAUAAAAACAGCAGUAAAGAGUCUAAGAGGUCUUUGGAGAAAAAAGAGGAGCCAGUGCCUUCUCCAUCCAUGUCAGGUCUGCAGCGGACGCCCAAGGCAGAGCAUCCGAGUCGAAAGAGGACAGUGAGCCAGUCCUCCACCUCUUUGUCCAGUGGGACAGGAAGUGGAAAGGAGGGGAGCCAUAGCACCAAAGGCAACUCAACCUCCAAACACAGAAAAGGGGAAGACAAGGGACGGAGCACACGCGACGGCAAGGAAAAAUCCUCAAAGGGCUGUGAUAACCAGCUGGCCGUGCCUCCGCUCUCCAUGGACGGCUCCAAGUCGCAGAGAUCCAAGCUGGUGUUUGAGGACAGGGUCCAUUCAGCUGAUCACUACUUACAGGAAGCCAAGAAACUGAAACACAAUGCAGAUGCACUGUUGGACCGUUUCGAGAAGGCCGUUUACUACCUGGACGCGGUGGUGUCUUUUAUUGAAUGUGGUAACGCUCUGGAGAAGAGCGCCCAAGAGGCAAAGUCUCCCUUCCCCAUGUAUGCUGAAACCGUGGAGCUCAUCAAAUACACUAUGAAGUUAAAAAGCUACAUGGCCCCUGAUGCUACGUCAGCAGACAAGAGGCUCGCUGUGCUGUGCCUACGGUGCCAGUCCCUCCUCUACCUGCGGUUAUUCAAGCUGAGGAAAGACAGCGCACUAAAAUACUCCAAAACACUCACAGAACACUUAAAGAAUUCACUGAGUAACACCCAGGCUCCCUCUCCUGGAUUGGGAAAUAAGGCAGCGGGCAUGCCCUCUCCAGUGUCUCCCAAACUGUCCCCGGGAACAGCCGGCAGCUACUCGUCAGUCAGCAGCAGCAGCAGCAGCACCAGCUCGUCGGUAACGAUACCUCAGCGUAUCCACCAGAUGGCUGCCAGCUACGUCCAGGUCACCUCCAACUUCCUGUAUGCCACCGAGGUGUGGGAACAAGCCGAGCAACUAUCCAAGGAGCAGAAAGCAGACUUCUUCUUGGAGUUGGACAAGGUGAUGGGUCCUCUGAUCUUCAACACCAGCAGUAUGACAGAACUGGUGCGUUACACGCGGCAGGGCCUCCACUGGCUGCGCCUGGACGCAAAGCUUAUUCCCUAGCAAGGACUGGCUCUCCCAGCCCACUGCUUCCACACACACACUCUCGCCACCUCAGCAACAUGUGCUCAAAGACACACGCAUGUCCUCCCAAUGACACACACACACACACACACACACACACACACAUACAAAUAUGAACUGUAUGCGCACACACAGUCCACCUCUGGUCCUUCAUGUACACACAGGUGAAGAACUUCUCAGACUUAUCUCCAACACUGUGUCCAUUUUCUACACCAGCUUGCCAAAAACACUGAGCAAUUCAGAAUCAUCUCACACCUUCGACAGCAGCGCACAGGGAGACGCAUUUAAAAACAGCUACACGGGAAAAAAACAACAACAACAACAGUGUAUCUUCAUUCGUCAUAUAUCGGCAUUCUUACCGUUUUUGAACGCCAUGUUUUUAUCUUUCUCGGCAUGGAAAUGCCGGAUGAAUUAUUUAUUAUCAAUACACUAAAACUAAGGUUUGGUUUCUAGGCUACUUUGGCUUUUAACCGUUUUUUGCUUUCACUUUGUUUCACCAAAGUACCUCCCAUGAACACCAAAGGUGCUUUAAAAUGAAGGUUCCUCUUUAUCAUUUUUGUGCCUUGUAUUUUGAGCUACAGGAAAACAAACGGUCACUCGUCAUAAACCGGAAUGAAUUCUUUUUUGUUUUAUUUUAUUAUUUUUGCUGUAGCUAUUGUUUCAACAAAUAAUGAAUGGAAGCAGACAACAACAACAACUAUGUUUUUAUUGAACACUUUUUAAAUCCUCUUUUAAAUACAUUAAUCACCAACUUGAUUGAUCUUCCCUUCAAGUCUCUAGGCACUAGAGGUUGAUCUCAGAUUCUGCCCACAGGACUGUUGCAUGGGCUAACUGUGACACACACACAUUGAUCAGUGUGUCUGUGUUUUUUUUACCGUGUCAUUUUAUUUUUGCAAAGAAAAAAUGAUGUGCUGGUUAUUUUUUUGAUCAAAUCAUUUCUUUGGUCCUGUUGGGUGUGAGGCCCAGCACAGCCUCUAGGGGCUGCUCAUGUGGCUCUUGGCCUUAAUACAAGUGAUCACGUACAAUAAUACUUUAUAUAUAAGAGAUUUGCUGCCCCCAGAACAAGCGUCUCUUCCUAUAAAAAUGUUUUUAAUCUACCCUCAUGGCAACCUGUGUCAUUUCCAGCCAUAUUUAUUUUUUUAACCCUCUCAUUUGCUCAGUCCCCCCCUUUUCCCUAAGAAACAGCAGGGAAGGUCUCAAAAGUAUUGUAGAUCGUAUCCAAUUCUGUGUACAGUGCAGUCAGUCAGUCACAUUGCAGUUUAUAGAAUAAAUAAACGACCACGACAAAAAACAAAAAGAAACUGGGCCUGUGUGAGCGCCACAAUGAGAGCGAAACAUCUCUGCAUGGAAAGAUAAUCCCCAGAGAAGCUGAAACUCAUUAGUGAUGCAGAUUUAGCAGUGUUGCAUUUAUAGAACAGAGAUUUAAAUCUAUGACGAUUAUAUAUUUCAGAUAAGGAGUUUAAUGGCCAAUAUAGAUUAUAUUUAUAUACCGAGCAGUUCUUUCUUUCUUCUGCCCCUGAGCAGAGGUCAAAUAUUUAGAAAAGUGUAAAGAAACAGGGUCGAACUGGGGGCGGGGGUUUAAGAUGCAAUGUAUGUGUAAUUGUCGCUAUUUCAAAUUUUCAAAACCAUCAUCAUGCCUGUAUUACAAUGACUGCAGAUGAGAACUUUUAAUCUUAGCCAGCUCUCCAUGUAGGAAUAUUCCUCUUACUCAGAAUUACUGUGUGGCAUUUAAGCAGAAUGUUAGGAUGGCAGUGGUUUUGAACCAGAUGUUUGAGUUGCUAACUGUCUGGUUUCUUCUUAUGCGCAAAUCCACUUCCCAUGCUGGAAACAUGAAAGCCUGGACCAUGAAGUAUUCUUGGAAAAUAUUCUCCCUUGGUUUUGUUUGUCAACAGAAAAGAUGAGUUAGGCCAAAUCUCAAGUGUCCGACUGUUAAAGAUUCAUAUUCCUUAACUUUCUUGCACUUCUUCCCUAUUUUAAAACCUGUUUUUUAAUUUUUUUUAUUUCAUGUUAUUUUUUUGAUCACCAUUUUCAUCUCAGCAAAAACUAGCAUUACAAUGUGGCCCAGGUUUCUUUCUGUGAGGAGGAGGUACUGUUAGUUCCUCUUGCACUUGAAAACAAGUGAAAGUCAGAGGAGGUAUUAAUUUUUUAACCUAUGCAGGAUUUUUACAAAAUACUGUCUUGUUUCUGUGGGAAAUAAAACUUUAAGCUUGG